This is a messenger RNA of Paramecium sonneborni, 1270 nucleotides long. The record is from the annotation of a GenBank genome assembly. Lineage: Eukaryota; Ciliophora; Oligohymenophorea; Peniculida; Parameciidae.
UAUAUUCCACAAAUAAAAAUAUGCUUUUAAAAUUAUUUAUAAUAAAACAUUAAUUUUUACAAAUGGCAUUCAAAAUAGUUUUCAAUAGAAAAAUCCAUAAAUUGCCUCUUCAUAUAACUACUAUAUAGGCAAUAAAAUCUGCAAUCGAAAAACUCUAUCCUCAAAUUGAUCCUAAUUAUCAUCUCGUUUUUUUCCAUAACUAAGAACCUCUUGAAGUAAGAAUUAAAAUAAUCUUUUAAGUUAAUACAUGAAGAUGCAUUACUAAUACUUUUAAAGAUUUUGUAAUUGUCUUCUUAUAAAUUAUUUGUAUUUGAAAACAACAUUGGAUAAUUAACAGAGGAAGGUAUUUUUAGCAUUUAAAUAAUUAGAUCUCAAAUUUAUGGAAUAAUCUAGUAUAUAUUCUGCUAGUAUAAUUUAGAUUGAUUAAAAUCUAAAAUAAUAAUAAACCAGACCAGAUCAUUAAUAAUAACAGCAACUUUAUAAAAUAAAUAAAUAAAAACCAAAUAAUGAAAUUGAGCAGUAAUCAAUUUAAAAAUAGAUGACUUAACUAUAACAAUAAUAGCCUUAAUGGUAAUACCAAGAAAAACCCUAAUAAUAAUAUUAAUAAUAUUAGAAACUUUCAGAAUAAAAUAAUAAUUAUCAAGGUUUAAUAAAAGGAUAUUAGUAAAUUUAACCUUAAGUUCCUUUGAGUUCAUAGUUUUAAUAUCCAUAAUUUGUAUAAGAAAUAAAUCAAGAGGCUUUUUAGAUUGAAGUGAUUUAAAAUUAAUAGGUUUAAAGUUAUCCAGAUAGAGAAUUUAUAUGGAGAUUAGUAUUAAAGAAUUCAGGAACAAGAAUUUGGCCUUAAACUUUAAAAAUAAGAUGUAUUGAUAAUCCUUUCAAAACUUAAUAAUUACUCUUGCCUGAAGCUAUACCUGGAUAGACUGUUGAAGUUUCGAUAUAAUUAAAGGCUCCUUUAAAAAUAGAUUCAUUAUUUAUAAAUUGGGGCAUUUAUUACUUGGAAAAUACUUUGGAGUUAGCAUUAAAAUAAACAAUUUGUCUUUUUUUAGAAGUCAUAAAAGAAUGUAUAAAUAAUAAAUUUAUAAUUAAGAGCCUGAAUAAAGAUUUAUAGGAACGUUGUUAUUAGUUAAAGCAGAAUAAGUAAAGGCUAUAAUGACCGAUUUGAGUAUAAAUUACAUAUGCAAGUUCAUAGAACAACAUAGAAUUUUACAAUGGAGAGUAGAUGAGAUUAUCAAUAAGAUCUAUGAUGAAUAAUCUUAAAAAUGAUAUUUUU